Porites evermanni is the source of this 5492-nucleotide messenger RNA. NCBI's taxonomy places the organism in Eukaryota, Metazoa, Cnidaria, Anthozoa, Scleractinia, Poritidae. The record is from the annotation of a GenBank genome assembly.
AUGGCAAUCCUGACAGGGACUUCAGGCAUCAUCACAAGUCCUUUUUACCCGGGAAAUUAUCGUAAUAACCACGAUUGCAGCUGGAAAAUCAUGGCAAGCACAGGAAAUCAAGUCAAGUUGGUCAUUCAAGACAUGGACAUAGAAAGUGGGGUUAACUGUUUCUACGACUAUAUACAAAUUCAAAAUGCUGUCAUAUAUGGUAGUGUUGUGCUUCCUGGGCGUUUAUGUGGUUCACUCACCAGCAAUUCGACUUUUUCUUCUUACAACGAAACCUUGAUUGUACGUUUUGUUACGGAUGGUUCUAAAACAGCCCGUGGAUUUAAAGCAAGAUACACUGUUAUCCCUGGUAAGUAGGAAGAAUUAUGUUUUGCAGCGCUUUGCACUUUAUCCAGUAUAGUAUGUUGCGCGGUAUCUCGGCACAAUCGCUUGUAAACACUAGAAAUUCUUGUCUGAGCAUAGACGAUUUCUGAAUUUUGUCGUCAAAGAUAGUGGUUUUUAUUUCUCUUGAAAGGUUUCCACUUUGCUCAAUUAAGCAUAUUUAAAAUCAGGGGCAUACCCAGCCAUUUUUUCCUUUUAAGCCCGAUUUGAAGAGGUCCUGAGAAAGCGAGGGAGGAGAGAUUCAUUCAUUCAUUCAGUCCUUCGUUCGUUCGUUCGUCCGUUCGUUAGUUUGUCCCUCCCUCCCUCCCUCCCUCCAUCCAUCCAUCCAUCCAUCCAUUCAUCUAUCCAUCUAUCCAUGCAUCCAUCCAUUCAUUCAGAGAGUUGUAAAACUUUGGAACUUGAAUGUAAACCGUGCUGGUAUUGGUUCUGCAUGGCGAUAAAAAAAAAAAAAAAGAUUGAACACUCCUAGUAUUAUGUAUUUGGUUGUUCAUUGAAAAAACGUUAUUGAAUUUUGAAGAGAGUGAAAACAUAAAAAUACCUAAUUAAAACAAGUGGAUUUCUUGACAUUUCAAGAGCUUUUGCUCCUUGAAGAUCGGGUCAGUAUGCGCUUCGUACCUAGAUUUUCUUACUUAUUGCCUAUAAUGUGUUGAGGACUUAGUAGAAAGCCUAGUUAUCGCCUAAGCCAUAAACAGUUUUCAGAGGGAACAUGAAGAACAGCGGGUCAUCUUUGCUCAAAAAUGUUGUGUCAAAUGAGUAAUUAGCAGUGAUUCGUCAACGAACGGGUCUUUUAGUCAAAAAAAAGUAGCCGUGUCACAGUCACACCUUGAUAAACAGUUUUUUAAUUCUUUAUAAAGAACUUUGUUACACUCAAGUACAUCUCCUAAGGUCAAUAGGGACGUGAGUGUCUCUUUAGCACUGCAUGUCUCGCUUGUGUGCACUAGAUCUAGGGAUUCCAUCAAUAUCGACGAUCGUGAGUAUAUAUUAUUAUAUCUCAGAAAAACGAGUACACAGAGAGUAAAAUGGCAACUUUCUCAGCUCUUUGUAAGGUCUUCAGUUGUUUCGUCCUUUGUAUCUUCUAACGAAGAGAUUCUAAUUUGUCACAGAAGAAGGAUGAGAGGCAGCCCGGUUCAGUUUAGUUUUAGCGAGAAUACGGCUCUUCCGACUAUGAAAUUUGAGUUACUCUGUUUGCAAAAUAGAAUUGCAGAGAGAAGCUAGUUCUUAAAGGGACACAGUCAGCUGAUGCAGAUGCGCAUUAGAUGCCAUUUCUUAGCUGAUUUGCAUGUUAGAAGACGCGCAUGAAACAGAAGUGAGAAGCGUAUCCGGAAUACUCUAAGCAAACCUUGUAGAGUUGAGCUAGUUACAAGCCGAAAUCGUGAUUACCCUAAGCCAUAUCAGAGCACUCAUUUUCAUACCAUUGAGAAUUCACCGAUGGAUUUGUCCAGACAUCGACGAAUACUUUCCAACGUUAGUAGAGGUGAGAAAUUACGCAAAGUCUGAAUCAUUGUCGAAGGUUCAAGGCCGAGAAAGAUUGAUUUUCCACGUACACGUAACUACUUACAUCGAUUUUCCAAAUAUGUAAAAUGAUUAUUUGCUCGCCAGUGUAUUUGAUUCAUUUCUCUUGUUAUUUUGGUAAACGAAGGCGAUUCCUCCCGCCCGGCUCCUACGCGUGUCCAUGUUCCUUUGGAUACUGUUUUUAACCAAAUAUGAUAAAAUAUUGUAAAUGGAUGAGUAAAAAAAGAGGUUUUCAGUAAAAGAUCGAGGAUCGAAUAAAACAGUAGGCAAGAUUGAGCGGAUUUCUAGAUGUAUCCGACGCGUACAUUUAAUUUCAGGUUGAGAUAAACGCUUUUCAAACUUGCAAAACUAGUGUUCAGGUCAGCGCGGUCCCAUAGCUGACUGUGUCUCUUUAAAUCGAUUUUCAAGUAAAGCAAACUAAAGUAACGAACCAUUUAAAUGGAAUAUUUUGUUCGAAAUUGCGUUUUACAUCGAUCAAUGCAGAAUAAACAUAGUUACCCAGAGCAUGAAAUGAAAUAUUUUUUUUAAGGCAUUGGCUAAGGAGCCAAAAAAAGUGGUGGCCAUGUGAACACAUCCGUUUUUUCAAGUACCCACGCUGGAAUUCGGGCACGGUGCCGGUGCCCGAGUACAAAUAAGGACGAGCUCGGGGUACAAAUUAGGCACCGGUAAAAAAAUUGUAACUUAACAUUUCUUUACCCACGGAGCAUUUAGGAGUUCUUAAGAAGAAAAGAAGAAAUGGAAUUUGGAAGUGUUUAUUUUUGAGGAGAGGGAAAACCGAAAUACACGGAGGAAAACCUCUCGGAGCAAGGACGAGAACCAACAACAAAGUCAACCCACAUGCAUGUAUGGGGUCGACUCCACGAUUAGAACCCGAACCAUAUUGGUGGGAGGCGAGUGUUCUCACCACUGCGCCACUCCGCAUUUUUGUUAGUUCUGGAGCAGUCCACUGCUUUGUUGUCGCUGCUAAGCUUAAGUUUCAAACUACCACUGACCGAGUUAAGAGUGGUUGUCAGAGAAAACCGAGCAAAAUGUCAAAAAUGUCAACAGAAGGGGGUCAACAGAACAAUUUCAUACUAAUAUCAUAGAUAGGUCUGGUGGAGUAAUGGACAAAUAUACCAAACAUAGGUUCUUCACUGCCCUUCUAUUAGAGAUACCAGCAUCACUUUAUUCGACCCCCUCGGACGCCAUUUUUAUAAGCAAAUUUUCACCAUUUUCUGAAACUCACAGAACCCGCAAAAUUUAACGAGCAAAGUUUACUUUUUGCAUGCGAUACAACACACCACAGAACUACUUUCUAAAACCAUAAGAUUUGUUAAGUAGCCACGGACAAGACUAAAAUUUUCUUAUUUUAUCUUACCUAAACUCAGUGUCUGGAAAUGAGCAAAAAAUCGGGCAUUUUCGAAUUGAUUUACAGCGCACAACUAAAACGACAGAACAACUCUGACAGCCAAAUUGCAGUCUAAUAUCAUCCAUGUAACCAAAACACUAAUAAUCAUUUUGGGCCAUUGAAACAGGAAAAAAUCAGAAAACUCACAUUUCUUAUAGUUUCCAAGCUUUUUUUUGCAAACAGGCCGAUCCCUUCGCGUUUAAGUCCUCUUCGUGAAUUUUCUUUUCAUAUUUCGCUGUAAAUUAUGUUCAACAACUGGAGGAAAUAUCAAAAAGCUCGAAAUACUGCCUAGGUUACAUUUUUAAAGGGCAAAAAGUGCUGAACGAUAGGAUGAAACUAGAAAAUAACAAAGCGACACCAUCUUAAAAAUUCAGCACUCAGGAGGGACUGGCACUAGUAGCUGCCUUGUCCACAAGGAUGAAUUACCAAAUGGCUAAAAAACGCACAAAAAAACCUGCUUAUCAGCGACCUAUUACAGUCCUAUUUUUUCUUCAAUUACUACUUUUAGUUAAAUUUAGCUUGUUUUGUGUUGUCGUUUUUUUUAUGGCGGAGUGAUGGGGUGUGGUGAACAGGUGACCAAUUGGUAUUACUUUAUUCGGUCUUCAUUUCCUCUUCAUUCACCUCAUUUUGACUUAUCCCGUAUAAGUCUUAGCGUUUCUUUGGACUCCUUAUUGUAUUAUCUAUCUUCAACCACCGUCCAUGUCCGAAGGUCCACUCAUCUCCUGUUCAUGAUUUCCUGAUGCACUUUUCAUAGUCCUGAAGGCUUCGCCCAAAACACUACUAGCAGAGCUUGGGGGAAGUGAUUGACUAGUUAUAAACUUCAUGGGUGGGGAGGCUGAGUAGUUGCUCCUUGGACUUGGCUGUCUAGAGACUCAGUACAGGCACCUUGUAACAGUUAAGAGUCAGGGCCCUAAUCUGACUAACUGUCAGUCACUAAACAUUUAUCUAUGUACGUUUGAGCAACUUGUUGUCCUGAGUGAGUUUUGAUUUCAUUGAGCUUAAGUAAUUUGUAUUUAUAACUUUUGAAAAGAGAUUGAGCGGUUUUCUAUUUAAUAAAAGUGACCUUAUCCAGUAAUUUGCAGUGACACCUAAAUCUGUGGAAAACUGUAAAUACGUAUAUGCCAUUUACAUCUGUAACUCAAUGCGAUAUUCUAAUUCCAUGGUCUAAUUCGUGUGAAUUUCAUGGAACUCCAUGGAGAUCAAUGGAAUUGGAUGCAGUAGUUUCAAUGGAAUUUCAUGGACCUUUUCCAUUGAAUUCCAUUGAAAUUGAUGUCCUUAUCCCCCAUGGAAUGCGAUGGAAAUUUUUUCCACGGCAAUCGAGGGAAUUCCAUGGAGGUAUUUCUUACGGUAUGAUACCAAGUUAUUUAAAGGGGCUAUGUCACGCUAUUUUCUACCUUUUUAUAAAGCUAAAGCGUGUUUUCGAAUCAAUUGAACUCCAAGAAUAAGACUAUGUUUAGGCAUUAAAACCGUUUCCUGUCCAUGGAUGGCAAGAAUGAUUGAAACUUGAAAAAUGGCCAGCCUUUUCAAUGCAAAAAAUUACCAAAAAAUAAUUAUGGCUAGUGCUCACUGAUAAAUUUUGUUUGGGACCUUCUCCAUAACUCUAAAGGGCAUUUUGUAUAAGUGUAUAGGAACUAAGUAAUGACUUCAGCAAGUAAUAUUCCUAAAAACAGCAAUAUCCUCCAGACAAACCCCCUUUAACACCAGGAUAAAUUGACUACUAUAUGAUUAAAACGCCCGAUCACUGUUGUGGGAAGUCAAAUCUCUUUAUUUUUUCCACGACCUUGACGUGGCGAGUGUUUCACCUUUUCCAAAACGAAAUGUGUUAUUAUUCUCUUGUCUUAAAUCGUCAGCGUGUCCAAAUAUGGCAAUCCUGACAGGGACUUCAGGCAUCAUCACAAGUCCUUUUUACCCGGGAAAUUAUCGUAAUAACCACAAUUGCAGCUGGAAAAUCAUGGCAAGCACAGGAAAUCAAGUCAAGUUGGUCAUUCAAGACAUGGACAUAGAAAGUGGGGUUAACUGUCGCUACGACUACAUACAAAUUCAAAAUGCUGUCAUAUAUGGUAGUGGUGUGCUUCCUGGGCGUUUAUGUGGUUCACUCACCAGCAGUUCGACUUUUUCUUCUUACCACGAAACCUUGAUUGUACGUUUUGUUACGGAUGGUUCUAAAACAGCCCGUGGAUUUAAAGCAAGAUACACUGUUAUCCCUGGUAAGUAG